AUGCCAGGGCCAGUGCCGGUGCCGCCAGUGCCAGUGUCAGUCGACGUCGCUGCCUGCUUCUCCGCCCCUUCGACGCUUGGACGCAGGAGUGCGAGGACGAGGUCGACGGCCACGACGGCACCCACCUUUGCCGUCGCAUUCGCCCCAGCCGCCGCACCUGCACCUGCACCUGCACCAACACCAACACCACCAUCACCAACACCGACGCCAGCAUCGACACCGACGACGACGACGACGACGACGACUCAUCCUCCAUCGCCAACCCCGACGCCCACUCCCACACCGACCUGCUCGCCAGCACGAGCGUCCGCCACGGCACUUGCCUCUGCACCGCCGCUCGCCUCGUCGCUCGCCUCGUCGCUCACCUCGUCGUUCGCCUCGGCCCCUACCCCCGCCGCGCAUGCCGAAUCGCCCGCGUCCCUCGUCCACUCGGCCGUGACGCAGUCGCCCUCUCCCCAACCCGCCACGCCGCCCGACCUUUUCCUUCCUCGACGAUCCAAAGGCCUCGGCGCGAGCAGCACCGUCGCCGCCCUCGACACCGCCUUCGCCUCCGCCCCCCUCGCCGACCUGCCCCCGACGACGGCGCACCACGGCGGCGGCAACCCGUUCGCCUUGUCCGACCACGACCUCGCCGACGGCGACAACGUCGACAUGACGGCCGGCGCCUUUGACGCCCACGCCAUGGGCCGCAGCCGCCAGGGCUCCUUUGUGAGCGCCGGGCCCAAGCCCAUCUCCGUCAACAACCAGCGCCGCGACAGCGUGAACCGAAACCGACGAGAGUCCCUCGCCGGCAGUCUCAUGGGCGGCAUGAGCUGGGGAGGCAUGUCAUUUGGCAGCUUCGUCCGAGAUGACCUUCCCUCUCUUGUCUCCCCCCUCGUCACUCCCCCCUCGCCACUCCCCUCUCGCCACUCCUCUCUCGCCACUCCUCUCUCGCCACUCCCCUCUCUUGCCUGGCCUUUGCUCGCCUCGCCUCGCCAGCCUUGCCUUCACUCGUCUGCCCUUCGCCUCCGUCCGGCCUCGCCGCGAGCGUGCCGUCACUCCCAUCGCCUCUCGCCUCGCCGAGAGCGUGCCGUCACUCCCAUCCUCUCGCCUCGCCGAGAGCGUGCCAACACCCCCAUCGCCUCUCCCAUCGCCUCUCGCCUCACCGCCCUGCCCACCGACCCUCCACCACGCUCCUCCCCUCACCCUCCACCGCGCUCCUUCCCCUCACCCUCAACCGCGCUCCCCCCCUCACCCUCCACUACGCUCCUCCCCUCACCCUCCGCCCGAACGCGGCGGUCUGGCCAUCACGAACCCCUCCGAGGACAGUCUUCGCCCUGCCUCUCUACGCCGACCGCCAUGACCGCGAGCGUCCGCGCCGCGCCGUCCCCCUCCCCCCCCCUCCCCCACCGUCGACCGUGUGCCUCCCGUGUGCCUCCCCUGCUGACUCUGCUUCGUCCCAGCAUCAUCAUGCACGGCAUCUCCCCCUCGCCCUUUGGCAACCCGCAGUCAUCCUCGUUCCAUUCCUCGUCGUACCUACCCAAGCUCGAGGCCAACUUCAUGCGAGACUUCACCUGCUGCGGCAAGAUCCUGCCCAACCUCCACGACCUGCUGCAGCACUACGAGGAGGCGCACACCCAGGCGAGCCCCAACUCGACCCGCCACAACGCCUUCUCCCACUUCAACCAGGUCGGCGUCCAGGGCUCGCCCGCCAUGCCGACCUCGAGGACGACGCCGACGCCGGGCCAGCAGCACGCCGCCGCCUCGGCCUUCCAGAUGCCCGGCGUCACCGCCUCCGCCGCCGCCGGUCAGAUGAAUCCGGCCCUCGCCCACGCCACCCACGACGACAUGGACGCCGUCGCCGACAUGGAGCUCGACGACGCCGUCGGCGGCAUGGAGCUCGACGACAGGAGCCAGGGCCGCAUGCCCCAGCCGAGGCAGAUGUUCGGCCAGCAGCCGCGCCCCCGCCUCAGCAUGAACACCUCGGGCCUCACCCAGGGCCUCCGCACCUCGCAGCCGCCGACGCCCGCCGCCGCGAGCUUCGGCCUGCAGAACAACCCGACCGUCUCGUCCGUCAACACGCCGACGCUCGCCACCACGACGCAGCACCAGCUGCCGCUGCAGGGCCACCAGCCCGCCGCCGCCGCCGCCGCCCUGCGCAUGGACCCCAUGGACGACGACUUUCCCGAGAUGCCCAUGGGCGGCGCCAACCCCGACAUGGCCGACGGCCACUACGCCAACGCCAACGCCGAGUCCAACUUUUGCAUCAACGACCCCGGCAAGCACCUCUUCAGCCCCAACGGCGCCUUCCCCCCCGGGAACCGCACCAUCCAGCAGCAGCUGGCCACGCUCGGCCUCCAGCAGGGCCAGUUCGCCGACCCCGAGACGAACAAGGUGCUCCUCCAGCGCCUGCAGACCAUGAUGAUGCCCGAGGAGCACAAGCCCUUCAAGUGCCCCGUCAUCGGCUGCGAGAAGGCGUACAAGAACCAGAACGGCCUCAAGUACCACAAGGGCCACGGCCACCAGACGCAGCAGCUGCACGAGAACGGCGACGGAACCUUUUCCAUCGUCAACCCGGAGACGAGCGCGCCCUACCCCGGCACCCUCGGCAUGGAGAAGGAGAAGCCCUUUCACUGCGAGACCUGCUCCAAGCGGUACAAGAACCUCAACGGUCUCAAAUACCACAAAUCGCACUCGCUGCCUUGCAACCCGGAAUUCAAGCUUCAGGCGCUCGCCGCCGGCCUGACGCUGCCCGGAACCCAGGGCAUCGCGACCGAGGACCAGGCGAUGCAGCAAUAG
This is a messenger RNA of Drechmeria coniospora, 2778 nucleotides long. RefSeq lists its product as uncharacterized. The coding region runs from base 1 to 2778 and encodes 925 amino acids. The record is from RefSeq and is a predicted model, not a curated record. Lineage: Eukaryota; Fungi; Ascomycota; Sordariomycetes; Hypocreales; Ophiocordycipitaceae. Gene Ontology annotation, cellular component: nucleus. The transcript has 5 exons.